CAAUACUCGGGUGUACAGUGUUUUAUACGACCGAUCUGGUAAAAAUGUGGAGACGAAGUGAGGAACCUUCCGCGCGCGCCCUCUCUCUCCCCCUUAACUGCUCUGACCAACCCCCACCUUGUUCCAGCUACCCUGUUCCCUCUUCGUCUCUUCUUGACGCCUUCAAGCUCCUACUCUCCGAGCAAACCUCUCCCUCUGCCCCUCCGCAGCAGAGCACGAAUAGAAUAGCACAGUCGGCGACCAGAGGACCAGCCACUGUCGGCAAUGGCGGAGCCCAAGGCGUCAAAGAGCAGGUCCAAGUCCAAGUCCAAGAGCAGCCACGACGGGGCGGCGUCGAACAAGUCCAAGGCCGCGCCCGCGCCGGCGCCGGGAACCCUGGACGCGCACUUCACGCCGUGCGCGGACGUCAAGGGCCUCCGCUUCGGCGCGCAGCUCGUGACGCGGGCGCUCACCGUGCGCCGCGCAUCGCCGCUGGAGCUCCCGCACCUCCUCCGCGCCUCCCCCUCCCCCGCCGCCGCCCCCGCCGCGGCGGACCCGCUGUCGUUCGCGCCCACGACGACGGCCUACAUCCCGACCAGCUUCGCCAUCCUGGCGCACCACGCGUGGCACACCCUGACCCUGGGCCUGGGCACCAGGAACUCCAAGGCCGCCGUGUUCGUGUUCGAGUCCGCCGCCAUGAAGGCCGCGGCGGACGCCGCGUGGCCGGGCGUGGUCCCGCUCGGCGACGUCGGGCGCCGCCUCCUCCGCGCCGCGCCGGGGGCGCCCGAGAUGGCGCGCUUCAAGUUCCGCAAGGGCUGCCUCACCUUCUACGUGUACGCCGUCCGCGCCGCCGGCGCGCGCGGGUUCGCGCGCGCCGACGAGCUCCGCGCCGUCGUCGAGGCCGUCGCCCGCCUCAAGGACUUCCUCGACCACACCGCCAUGCUCGCGCUGCCGGGACAGAGGAGCAUCGACGUCGCCGCCGCCGCCGCGCAGGUGGGCGUCGUGCAUUGACGGCUUGUGACGAACUGUGAAUAAUUUCUUUGUGUUUUUUCCUCGUGGUUGUGUGCGUUGGUUUUCUGAAUGCGGCAGUUUCGUUUUGGAUUGAGAUCCGUGUUUGUUGUGCGAU
Zea mays is the source of this 1105-nucleotide messenger RNA. RefSeq lists its product as uncharacterized. The transcript has a single exon. Lineage: Eukaryota; Viridiplantae; Streptophyta; Magnoliopsida; Poales; Poaceae. Bases 265 to 990 code for a protein of 241 amino acids. The record is from RefSeq and is marked validated.